Messenger RNA from Hyla sarda, 1561 nucleotides. Its product is annotated as thiosulfate sulfurtransferase-like. Gene Ontology annotation, biological process: transsulfuration. The transcript has 3 exons. Gene Ontology annotation, molecular function: thiosulfate-cyanide sulfurtransferase activity. Bases 1 to 858 code for a protein of 285 amino acids. The record is from RefSeq and is a predicted model, not a curated record. Gene Ontology annotation, cellular component: mitochondrion. NCBI's taxonomy places the organism in Eukaryota, Metazoa, Chordata, Amphibia, Anura, Hylidae.
AUGGUGAGCCGGGCGUUGGUCUCUGCCGGGUGGCUCUCCGGAGCCCUCAAAGCCAAGAGGGCCCCUGCCCUGAGGGUGCUGGACACCACCUGGUACUCCCCCGGAGGUAAGGAUGCCAGGAAGGAGUUUGCAGAGCGCCAUAUACCUGGCGCCUCCUUCUUCGACCUGGAGCAAAGCAAAGACCAGCAGUCGCCCUACGAGAUGAUGUUGCCCAGCGAGUCCCAGUUUGCCAAGUACGCCGGCGAACUGGGCAUCAGCAACAGCAGCCACGUGGUGGUCUACGACUCCGACAGCUCGGGCAUGCUCUACGCCCCCAGGCUUUGGUGGAUGUUUCGGGUUUUCGGACACAACAAUGUGUCGGUGCUGGACGGGGGUCUCACCAACUGGGUGAAGCGGGGGCUCCCGGUGACGUCGGAGGUGACGCAUGUGAAGCCGGAGAUGUUCCGGGCGACGCUGAACCGUUCGCUGCUGAAGAACUUCGAAGACGUCAAGGAGAACAUCUCCAGCAGAAGGUUCCAGCUGGUGGACGCCAGAUCCGAAGGAAGGUUCCGGGGUCCGGAGCCAAAGGCGGGAGAAGUGGGCAUUGAGCCCGGUCACAUCCCCGGAUCGGUGAAUCUUCCUUUCACCAAUUUCCUGACCAAGGACGGUUACGAGAAACCUGCGCACGAGAUCCGCCAGCUGUUCCAGGAGCGAGGGGUGGACCUGACCAAGCCCCUGACUGCCACCUGCCGCCGGGGGGUCACCGCCUGCCACCUAGCUCUGGCCGCGUUCCUGCUGGGGAAGGAAGACGCGGCCGUCUACGACGGUUCCUGGUCGGAAUGGUUCCACCGCGCAGCAGCCGAGCACAAGGUCUUCUAGAAGAGGAACAGGGGGUGAAAAAGACGAACGGCCGCAAUGGACUUUAUUAUAUCAGCCCCCCCAGAUCCUGCGAGGUGCGGCCUCCACGGAGGGGACUUCAUCCGCUCAAUCAUCUCUAAGUCCCCUACUUGAUCUCUUGGUGAUGUUCCUCAUUCCUGAAAAAUGUCUGCAGAGUGGCCGGGGGGGGGGGCCAUUAUCCUGCUGAUAGAGGCCGCUGCUAUUAGGGGUCCGGCUGCCAUGAAGAGGGGGAGUUGGUCAGUACAAUGGUUAGGUAGACGGUACAUGUCACAGUAACAUCCACAUGAGACCUAGACACCAAGGUCUCCAGCAGAACAUGGCCCAUCACACUCCCCCCUCCCCCCCCCCACAAUAGGCAUGUCUUCUUCCCAUAAUGCAUCCUGGUGCCAUCUCUUUCCCAGGUAGAGGACACACACGCACUCGGCCGUCCACAUGCUGGAGAACAUCAUCCAUUACACCAGACACCUUCUAUUGCUCCAGAUGGAGACACUUUUCAGUGGUGGACAUGGAUCACAUGGGCUCUGACCAGGCUAUGAGGCCCCAUAUACAGCAGCUGUGAUGUCCUGUGUGAUCGGACUCCUUACUAUCAUAUCCAGCAGGAAGUUUUUCAGCAGCAGCUCAAAUGAGAUCUGACCAGAUAAGAGUCAUCACCGCCCCCAAGAGUAGUAACCGCUCCCUACAAAGA